AUGCAGCAAAUGAUAAUGAAUCAAACAGACAAGAAUCAACAGGAAGUCCCAUCAUACCUUCAUGAUGAACCACCAGAAGGUUCAUUAAAAGACCACCCACAGCAGCAGCCUGGCAUGCUUUCUCGUGUGACUGGUGGCCUCUUCAGUGUCACGAAGGGAGCUGUUGGUGCCACGAUCGGGGGUGUUGCUUGGAUUGGAGGGAAGAGCUUGGAAAUUACCAAAACAGCGGUCACAUCUGUGCCUUCAAUGGGAGUGGGGCUAGUCAAAGGAAGUGUUUCUGCUGUGGCUGGAGGUGUUACAGCUGUAGGAUCUGCUGUUGCAAGUAAAGUGCCUUUAACAGGAAAGAAAAAGGAUAAGUCUGACUAA
Charadrius vociferus (killdeer) is the source of this 366-nucleotide messenger RNA. It is a transcript of the gene TMEM263, whose product is annotated as transmembrane protein 263. Bases 1 to 366 code for a protein of 121 amino acids. NCBI's taxonomy places the organism in Eukaryota, Metazoa, Chordata, Aves, Charadriiformes, Charadriidae. The transcript is spliced from 3 exons. The record is from RefSeq and is a predicted model, not a curated record.